This is a messenger RNA of Corythoichthys intestinalis (scribbled pipefish), 1323 nucleotides long. RefSeq names its product COP9 constitutive photomorphogenic homolog subunit 7A (gene cops7a). Gene Ontology annotation, cellular component: COP9 signalosome. Gene Ontology annotation, biological process: COP9 signalosome assembly. The record is from RefSeq and is a predicted model, not a curated record. NCBI's taxonomy places the organism in Eukaryota, Metazoa, Chordata, Actinopteri, Syngnathiformes, Syngnathidae. The transcript is spliced from 8 exons. Bases 108 to 914 code for a protein of 268 amino acids.
CCCACCGAGUGUCCAAUCAGAAAGCACGUUACCGUGUUGAUACGUGAGUGAGGCGGAAGUGAACUAUCCACCGGGAAGGCUAAUCCGCUUGAAACCAACACAACAAGAUGGAGGUGGAACAGCUCCUUACACUGUCCGGAUCGGCACUGGCACAGGCUGUCAGCUCACUGCUGGAGACUCCCGGCCUUUAUGUUUUUUCUGACAUUUUGGAGCUGCCCAACGUUAGAGAGCUGGAGAACGGCCCUCACGCCCCGAUGUACCAGCUCCUCAACCUCUUCGCCUACGGAACCUACUGCGACUACAAAGAUCGAGCGGCGUCCCUGCCAGAGCUGACACCCGCUCAGAGGAACAAACUUCGCCAUCUGUCCAUCAUCAGCCUGGCCUCCAACCUCAAGUGCCUGCCGUACUCGCUGCUCUUGCAGCAGCUGGAGCUGAAGAACGUACGCGAGCUGGAGGACCUACUGAUCGAGGCAGUGUACUGCGACAUCAUCCAGGGGAAACUGGACCAGCGCAAUCAGCAAGUGGAGGUGGACUGCAGCGUGGGUCGUGACCUGGGCCCGAACGAGCUACCCAACAUCGUCAAAACGCUUCAGGAGUGGUGCACGGGCUGCGAGGCGGUGUUGUGCAGCAUCGAAGAGCAAGUCUCCCGGGCGAAUCAAUACAGGGAGAGCCAGCUGAAAGUCAAAGUUCAAGUGGAAACAGAGGUGUCAAACCUCCAAAAAACCCUGAAGGCCAGCGCCGCCUCGCCUUCAUCGGGCCCCGCCCCUGCCGGAGCAGCCUCCAAUCAGGAUGCGGACCAACCGGCCGAACCGCGAGACCCUGCAUCAUCUCAGGAACCACGACAGCCGGGAAAAAAAAGUUCUAAGGUGAAAGGGCUGCGCGGCAGCGGCAAGAUCUGGUCCAAGUCCAACUGAAGAAGUGACAAAGGGCACCAGUGAUCCGCACUCUCACCGGACUGAUUGUGGGACAAAAACGUUGGGAAGCGUGUGGGGGGGACUGAUGCACCCUCGCCGACACUCUUGAUGGGACGCUUCACGGGACGUUCAGAUUUUGUUUUUGGUUUUUUUGUUGUUGUUUUUUUUUUGUUCUCCAGUCACUUAUCCUCACCCUGACAGAUUCGCGGCCACGUCAGCGUUUUGAAGAAAGCGAACAAGACCGGACAGCCAGGUGCCUCGGUCCACGAGUGGGAGCUUAUCUGAUGUGUGCGUGUGUCGUUAUUGCUUUAAACGUGCUCCCUUUGGCUUCCCUCUGCAGCUGAGUUGAGACAUGUAUCAAAAUUUGGAGUACAAAUUGUUGGGAAAUAAAGAGAAAACAGCCCUUGCA